AUGGACUAUUCUUCAAUAAUAAUUGACUUAGAUUCUAGUAGCUCGACAUUCGAACAGGUGGAUGAGCAGAAAGAUAAAACCUUAUUUAUAGAGGAUGAAACCUCUAAGGAAACAACAGAAACUCCCAAACAACUUCAACAUAAAGCAGAAAUAUUUUACCAGUGUUACUCUUGUGAUUUUAUUACCAAACAUCUAAACUUGUUUAAUUCUCAUAAAGCUUUUGCACAUCCACAGCAUCCAAGCGACAGCACUGAACCAGCACCCGACGGUGAAAAAAACAUAGUUGAGGGAAAACGUCAAAACAAAAGGAAAUUCAAAACAGCUUUAUGUGACAAUGAAAAAAUAUUACUGCUUCAGUAUGUCAGCAAACUACAAUUAAAUAAAUAUUAUGAAUCUGUGGACACUAUUAAAAAUGCAUUAGAUAAUAAAUGGUAUGAAGUGUCGAAAAUAUUUAAAGAGAAUGGUUAUAGCAGGGCAGCUGCAAAAUUAGGAGGAUACUUUGUGAGUAUGAGAGUUGAAGCCAUGUCAAGGAUGAAACGUUAUUACAUUCAAAGAUCUGCUGUGAGACCCAGAAAUGUAGAUUAUUUAUUUGCAAAUUUAUUUCCCAAGCAUUUUGAGGAGCUCAGUUUGGAUAUGAAUGAAUUAAUGGCAGAUGCUUUAGUAGUAGCUAAAAUAUAUUCAAAGGAAAUGCUAGAAUAUUUAGUCCCCCUCGAAGAUCAAGAACGCCCUACUAUAUUGGACGAUAUAGCAUCCUUAGGUCAUUUAAACGACGUAGAACUUCGACCAAUUUUAGAGAGGCGUCAUUCGGAGGAAACCGAAGGACCACCAAAUAAAAUCGCCAAAGAAGUCCACGAAGACGAAGAUGCUUGGCUUAAAAGAAUGUUGGAUAUAACACGGGGACUAACGGGAAGAAACAACUGUGAAUCAACUUCAUCUAAAUCUUUAACGAUUGAAAAUAAUUCCUCAACAGAUGAUAUAAAUGAACUUAAAGCAAAACUUCUGGUUGCAGAAGACGAGCUGAGGAAGAAAAAUUAUGAGCUUGAACGCAAAACUUUAGAAAUUUCAUAUUUGAAAGAGCUUCACGCGAAGGAAUUAGAAAUAGAAAAAGUUAAACGUGCACUAGAUGCUCGAAACGUGGAAAAUAAAAUUUAG
Molecule: messenger RNA, 1152 nt
Organism: Diabrotica balteata
Lineage: Eukaryota; Metazoa; Arthropoda; Insecta; Coleoptera; Chrysomelidae
Source: the annotation of a GenBank genome assembly